CGGCGGGCGGGCGGCGUGUCCGCGUCUGUGCCUCUUUCACCGCAGAGGCUUUAUUGUGUUUUUUACAUUAUUUUUUUGCCUUUUCGCGAGGAAUUCGGGUGUGGUUUUUUGCUUUUUUUUUUUUUUUUUUUUUUUUUUUUUUUUUUUUUUUUUUUUUUUCAUCUUCUAUCGUGGCCGGCCGGGAGGGACUUAAGGGGAGAUCAAUGAAGGAAAGAAGAGCGAGCCAGAAGUUAUCGAGCAAGGCUGUGAUGGAUCCCAACCAGAACGUGAAGUGCAAGAUCGUGGUGGUGGGGGACAGCCAGUGCGGGAAGACGGCGCUGCUCCACGUCUUUGCCAAGGAUUGCUUCCCUGAGAGCUACGUCCCCACCGUGUUCGAGAACUACACGGCCAGCUUCGAGAUCGACACGCAGCGCAUCGAGCUCAGCCUCUGGGACACCUCGGGCUCUCCUUACUACGACAACGUCCGCCCGCUCUCCUACCCCGACUCGGAUGCUGUCCUGAUCUGCUUUGACAUCAGUCGGCCAGAAACCCUGGACAGUGUCCUAAAAAAGUGGAAAGGGGAGAUCCAGGAGUUCUGCCCCAACACCAAGAUGCUGCUGGUGGGCUGCAAGUCGGACCUGCGCACCGACGUCAGCACGCUGGUGGAGCUCUCCAACCACAGGCAGACCCCUGUCUCCUAUGACCAGGGUGCAAAUAUGGCCAAACAGAUUGGAGCAGCCACAUACAUUGAAUGCUCAGCCUUACAGUCAGAAAACAGUGUCAGAGACAUUUUCCACGUUGCCACCCUGGCUUGUGUGAACAAAACAAACAAAAAUGUGAAAAGAAACAAAUCUCAGAGGGCCACAAAGAGAAUUUCACACAUGCCUGGCAGGCCAGAACUGUCCACAGUGGCCACAGACUUGAGAAAGGACAAAGCCAAGAGUUGCACAGUGAUGUGAAGGAGCUGGGAAUUCCUGCAGCAGGAGGAGGAGGAAGAUCCAGGAGGGGUUUGGAGCUCAAUGAAGUCACAGCCACAGGGUGUUUUGUGUUUUUUCUGCCAGUGCUUUCAUGGAGAUUUCUCCUCUUGUGUCAGACUGUGCUUAAAGGACUGAGCAGCAGGAGGAAAAGGCUCUGAGAGAUGUGGCAUCAGGAAUUUCUGUUGAAGACAAUGCCAAAAAAAAUUAAUAAUAAUAAUAAUAAAAGGGAAAAUGUUUGAUUGUGCUGAGAGAAGAGAGAAUGGUUGGGAAAAUAACCCUGCAGAGGAGAGAUGUCAUGGACAGUGGAUGUUUCUUUUGUGCUCUGCUCCUGGAUGCUACCACUUUGAUUUCAUUCAAAUAAUACUUUAAUGGGAUUUUAUUUUUAAUGAAGACAUUAUUAAUGCACCCUUCUCAUUAAGGAACUACCCCUGUGACCUUAGAGUUGGUUUCCCAAAGGAUUUGAUCUCAUUUUUUCUUUUUUUAAGUAGCUGAUUGUGAAAAUGGAGAGGAUACUGAGGCCUGUGUGUCACCUGGAGGAAAAAAUUUUGGAGAAUUUUGGAGUUUUGCCUUCCUGAUCCACGGUGGGGAUGAAGACAAGUGUUUGAGGAUUCCCAAAGUUUCUGUGGAGAUGAGAUGGAUCAGAUUUGGGGGGGAGGGGAGUUCCUGCAGGUUCCUCUUUGUGGUUGUGGUGUGGAAAUGGUGCCAGUGCUGGUGUUCUGUGUGCUGUAGCUUCAAGUGGGAGGUGCUGAGAGCUCUGAUGGAAAAUAUCCCAUAAUUUUCCAGCCCUUGACCAUUCCUUAAGCCUUACUGCCCACCUGGGGAAGCCCCAAAAAUCCCCUUUGGGCUUCUCCCAGGAGCUGGGGAACUCAUGGAUCCCACAGAAAACUAUCCUGGGAUGUUAAAAAAAACAAAAUCCUGCAGAUGAGCCAGCAGAGCCUUUGGUGCUGCUCCUCAUUCUGGGGAGGAAAUGGGGUCUGAAGAACUGUGAGGCCUUAAGGGGUCCCCAGUGGGAACUGGAUCCUGCCCUUAAUUUUAGGAUGAACACAAAAAUCAAUCCUGGAAUGGGGUGAACUGCUUCAUCCAAUCCCUUUUUUGCUGUUGUUACACUGAAUUAAAUCAGCCUUUUCCAAUGGUUUGCAGCUCCUCCUGACCCUCCAAACUUGCCCCAAAGGAAGGAGACAAAGCUCUGAGCUGGCUGGUUUUUGCUUGUGGAGGACAAGCAUUUCAUUGCCAAUGGUGAUGCUUCAUUUUUGAAGUGUUUAAAAAAAAAAAAAGCUCUGUUCACUCAUGCAAAGGUAAAGGUGAACUCAUCAUUCAGUCUCAGUUCUGUGUGUUCCCAGCACUUUGUUUCAUCUGAGAAAAGAAAACAAAUCUCACUCCCAUUCUGGUUAUUUCCCACAAAAAAAGGAAAAAAAAAAAAAGAAAAAAUAAAGACAUUUUUGAUCACCAUAAUAAGCUUUUAACUGAUGCAACAGUGCUCUUAGGGCAGUAUUACAAAAUAGCUGGUAAGUGCUUCUUUCUGUAUUUAAAUAUUGUGGAAAAAAUAAGUUAUAACUGUUAUAAAGCAGGACAUUCAUUACCUUUUUUUUUUUUUUUAAUUGUUGAAGUCACUUUGUAUGUUUGGUUAAUGUUUCUGCAGUAUUUAUUAAAAUACCAUUUUUUUUUCUUUGAAUUAAAAAACGACAAAAAAAGGAA
Messenger RNA from Oenanthe melanoleuca, 2651 nucleotides. It is a transcript of the gene RND3, whose product is annotated as Rho family GTPase 3. Gene Ontology annotation, molecular function: GTPase activity; GTP binding. The record is from RefSeq and is a predicted model, not a curated record. Gene Ontology annotation, biological process: small GTPase-mediated signal transduction. The coding region runs from base 204 to 938 and encodes 244 amino acids. NCBI's taxonomy places the organism in Eukaryota, Metazoa, Chordata, Aves, Passeriformes, Muscicapidae. The transcript is spliced from 5 exons.